UUCUGGAGACUCUAUAGACCUGUAUAUAAGCAUGUACAUAAAGAUUUCAUAACCAAGACAAAGCAAGUGCAACUUAAACAUGUCAUCAUAUAGUGAGAGUGUGGAUAAUGAGAGUGUGAGCGAUAUCAGCCUAGAUGAAGAUGAUGAGGAAUUGAUUUGGAGGGUCUUUUAUAAUGAUUUGGAUAGAAAAACAGGCCUUUUAGAUCAAUCUACCCAGGAUAUUGAAGAUCAUAACAACUAUUAUGAGGAAGAUGAGGAUGAAGAUAUUGAGGAUGUGAGUGAUUUGUCAGAUAUAGAAGACAGUGAGUUAGCACAAAGGUACCGUGAACUAAGAGAAACGAAAAUAGAUAAGGAUAUGCCUGAAGAAGAGAAGAAGAGACUUUUGAUUUCACACUUUUCAGAAGAUCAGAUGGAAAGAUUUGAAGCAUACAGAAGAAUGACAAUCAAUAAGCCUGGUGUCAAGAAGAUCUGUAAUAGUGUGUUGGGCCAAUCUAUCCCACAAAAUUUAGCAGUUGUGUUAGCAGGUAUCUCGAAACUGUUUUUGGGUGAGAUAAUCACCAAAGCAUUUGAAGUUCAGGAGAGAGAAAACCGUUCAAAGCUCAUAAUAGAUAUCGAUGAGAAAAAGAAGCAAAAGCUUGCUGUAUUAAAGAGUUUAGAGCAGGGAAAAGAAGUUAAUGUGGAUGAUAAAAGCAAAAAGUUACAGUAUGGAGGUGAUGUAGCGAAACCAUUGCAACCAAAUCAUAUAGUUGAAGCUUACAGACUAUAUAAAAUGGAAAAUAGCGGAGCGUUUGAGUCGCAAUGGAGAAGAGAAGGAGAGGUUGACGGAAAGGGUUUGAGAUAGUUUCCCCAUAAAACAUAGAAAAUACUCUUCGAAACAUGCACUGCAGUAUAUAGUCUCAGACUAAUGCAUAUUUUUAGUGUUUCACCACGAUGUUUGUGGAGCGCUUUCGUAGAAUCGUUAAUUCAAGUGUUUGUACGUUUACCACAAGUACUCACUCAUCAUUCCAAGC
Messenger RNA from Suhomyces tanzawaensis NRRL Y-17324, 1010 nucleotides. RefSeq lists its product as uncharacterized. Lineage: Eukaryota; Fungi; Ascomycota; Pichiomycetes; Serinales; Debaryomycetaceae. The record is from RefSeq and is a predicted model, not a curated record. Gene Ontology annotation, biological process: RNA polymerase II preinitiation complex assembly; transcription initiation at RNA polymerase II promoter. Gene Ontology annotation, molecular function: transcription coactivator activity; protein heterodimerization activity. Gene Ontology annotation, cellular component: nucleus; transcription factor TFIID complex. The transcript has a single exon. The annotation marks the transcript as partial.